Gilbertella persicaria is the source of this 1842-nucleotide messenger RNA. RefSeq names its product malic enzyme. Gene Ontology annotation, cellular component: mitochondrion. The transcript is spliced from 6 exons. Gene Ontology annotation, biological process: malate metabolic process; pyruvate metabolic process. Bases 1 to 1842 code for a protein of 613 amino acids. Gene Ontology annotation, molecular function: malate dehydrogenase (decarboxylating) (NAD+) activity; NAD binding. The record is from RefSeq and is a predicted model, not a curated record. NCBI's taxonomy places the organism in Eukaryota, Fungi, Mucoromycota, Mucoromycetes, Mucorales, Choanephoraceae.
AUGUUAUCUGCCAAAAAGACAGUUACUUGUUUACUUUCUCGAUACAGACAUCGUAUCCUACCAAGAAACUUUAGUACUUCAUUUGAGGCUGAUCCUCGACACGACAAGACAGUCCAUGUGAUGCAUUCAAGAGGAGUCAAUAUUCUUCAUGAUCCUUUGUUAUCGAAAGGCACUGCUUUCAGUAUUGCUGAGCGAGAACGCCUGUCCAUUCGUGGUCUUGUGCCUCCUCGUUGCCAAGAAAUGGAGAAACAGUUAUUGCGUGUGAAGCGUAACUUGGAUGCUUGCGAAACUCCUUUAUCAAAGUUUGUCUUUUUAGCUGCUUUACAUGACCGUAAUGAAACAUUGUACUACAAGCUACUUAUGGAACAUCUUGACGAAUUGGCUGGCAUUAUCUAUACACCUACAGCAUAUACACCAGUGGGUCUUGCAAGUCAAAUGUCGCAUUCUAUUUAUCGUCGUUCACGAGGCAUGUAUUUCUCUACGCAAGAUCGUGGACAAAUGUCGGCCAUGGUAUAUAACUGGCCCCACGAUCAAGUGGACGUGAUUGUCGUGACAGAUGGUUCAAGAGUCUUGGGCUUGGGUGAUUUAGGUGCUAAUGGUAUGCAGAUCCCUAUUGGUAAAUUAAGUUUGUACGUGGCUGCCGGUGGUAUUCGACCCAGAGCUGUGUUGCCUGUCGUUUUGGACGUGGGUACCAAUAACCAGGAACUCUUGAAUGAUCCACUUUACCUCGGCAUGGGACACCCUCGACUUGAAGGUGAAGAUUAUUAUUCCUUUGUCGAUGAAUGGGUGACUGCCAUUACGAGUCGAUGGCCAAAUACAUUAAUCCAGUUUGAAGAUUUCAAGUACCCCCAUGCUUAUAAUCUAUUAGUCAAAUAUCGUAACCGUAUUACUUGUUUCAAUGAUGACAUUCAAUCGACAUCCUCCAUUACAUUGGCUGGUAUUUUAGCCUCAUUAAAAGCAAGGGGCAAAAAGCAAGAAGAUUUAUCCGACGAAAGAAUUGUGUGUGUGGGUGCAGGUUCUGCUGGUGUAGGUGUCUGUGAAGGCAUCGUUGACUGCAUUGUUGCUCAAGGACGUGUCAAGAGUCGAGAAGAAGCCUAUUCUAAAAUCUAUAUGCUUGAUCAAUACGGAUUGCUUGGUAACCCUACACUUCGUGACAAACAAGAAGAUAAACACAACAAGCAUUUCAAGGCAAGGCCGGCCGAAUUGGACGAAAGACAAUAUUAUUAUGUAAAGCAUCACUUGAAGGAUCAAAUGAGUUUAGAGCAAUUAAUCAAGAAAAUCAAGCCUACAGUCUUGCUUGGCUUGACAGGUAUUCGUGGUGUCUUUACAGAAGAAGCUGUUAGGGAAAUGGCUAAACAUCAUGAAAAGCCUGUUAUUUUCCCAUUGAGCAAUCCAGAUACACAUGCAGAAUGUACAGCUGAAGAAGCCUUUCAAUGGACAGAGGGAAGAGCCAUUUUUGCUUCAGGAAGUCCAUUCAAAGAUGUACAAUUACCUAAUGGUAAAAUUGGAAAAACAAAUCAGUGUAACAAUUCCUACAGUUUUCCUGGAGUUGGAUUAGGUAUCACCGUGGCUCGAGCAACAAGAGUGUCCCCCAAUAUGUUUUUGGAAACAGCACGUACGAUCGCAGACAUGGCUACGCCUGAACAACUCAAGGAAGGUGUUCUUUUCCCUGGCGUGAGCCAAUUGAGAGAGGUAGCUUUGAAUGUAGGUACCAAGGUCUGUGAGGUUGCAUUUGAAGAAGGCGUUGCUACUGCUCGAUUAGAAGAAGGUGAAGUUCUGAGCGAAGUCGUCAAAAGCUGUGCUUAUCAACCUGAGUAUGUUCCAUUGGUGUAUCAACCAUAG